This is a messenger RNA of Canariomyces notabilis, 1138 nucleotides long. RefSeq names its product kinase-like protein. Gene Ontology annotation, cellular component: nucleus; cytoplasm. Gene Ontology annotation, molecular function: protein serine/threonine kinase activity; ATP binding. The transcript is spliced from 4 exons. Bases 105 to 1010 code for a protein of 301 amino acids. Lineage: Eukaryota; Fungi; Ascomycota; Sordariomycetes; Sordariales; Chaetomiaceae. Gene Ontology annotation, biological process: mitotic DNA damage checkpoint signaling; protein phosphorylation. The record is from RefSeq and is a predicted model, not a curated record.
GGACUUUGCUACUGCACAUAGCACCUUCCCUACCCCCAACACAACGCAGUUUAUCUAGGUACCUAGCCAAACUCAAGACCUUCCACACCCCUCAGUCAUUGCAAAUGCCGUCCUUGUUCCGAGUCGGUCAGGUGUUGCGAGGCAGUGCUGGCCAUUAUGUGAUUAGCAAGCAGCUGCAGGAAACAGUUUGGCUCGCAAAAAAUCAUGCGCAAGAGCUUGUGGUCAUCAAAAGCGUUCAAGGCCAUUUCAGAGUAGCCAACGAACGGGAUGUGCUUCGCCGUUUCGCUGGCAAAUCACCUCACAUCCGGCCGUUGCUGGAUGAAAUCAUUGAGCCGCCUGAACCUACAGCGAUUGUGUCGCGACACUUGCAGAAUCACCUCUGGCAGGCGUCAGGCGAGAAAACCCUGAACCGGAAGGAAUUGAAGUAUGUGUCUAGGAGGGUGUUGGAAGCCUUGCAGGUCAUGCACGCCGAGGGGUUUGUUCAUGCUGAUGUGAAGCCAGACAACGUCAUGGUCAACUACGGUUCUAACGACAGCGAGAACCGCUUCACUGAUGUCCAAUUGGCCGAUAUGGGCAGCUCUUAUCCGGAAGACCACAAAUACGCCAGGGAGGGCGCUCCCAUUGGGGCAGCCAUCUGGCGCAGUCCUGAGGCUCUGUUCAAGCGGUCUUGGGAUACCAAAACGGACAUUUGGUCGUUUUGGCACCUUGGAGUACCCUUCAAAUUUGACGAUCCUGAAUACGAGUUUGAAGUCCUCAAGCGGCAAGUCCAGUUCUUUGGGCCGUUUCCGGCCAAGUAUAUAGAGAUUACGGAUGACGACACGGCGGAGGUCGUGGUCUGGUUGAUGGAGAACCUUAAAGAGGAAGCCAUUUCUGCAUGUCACGGAGAGAGAGAUUUGCAGGAAGGACAAGGAAUUCAUCGCCUGAAGCUGGAUCCUCGGGACAGGCCGACUGCUGAUGAGAUUCUGGCGCAUGAGUGGUGGCAGGAGGGGGAUGAUUUGGAUCUGAGCUGAUGGUAGAUCCAGGGUUGGAGUCUGCGUCAUCCAUUGAAGAUUUUGUUGUCUAAUAAAGCAUGGGACGUCUUGGGAGGAUGUGGCGCUCCCACAGGCUUUGAGCUGCAGCAAGCUGUGAACAAUGGGAC